GGUUUUUCUACUUUAUCGUGUGGUGAAAUUCUGCUUUUGCUGGAAUUGAUUUCAAUUUUGUUGGACAUACGAUUUCCAAUCCAUCUGCAAAAUGGCUGACAACGUCCAAUCCAUUUUCUUGGUAUUUAUAUACAUGUUUUGGAAUAUAAUGAAAAGGCUGGAAAAGUUAGAAAGAAGCUUGCAUGUUUAUCAAGAAAAGAUGGACGGAAAUAUUUUGAAAACAAGCGAGGAGAUUGCAAACCCCCAUGUCUCAUCACUUAAAAAACCCGGGGGAACAAGUGUGAUGAAAAUGACAAAAUUCAUGUUAGAUGAUGUGGCAGUAGAGUCGGAAGACGGCAUCAGCGAAAUUGAAGACAUUCACCGAGAAUGUAUCCAGGAACACUUGCCUUUAAUGUGCGAUGACAUCACAUUAAAACGCAGUUAUCUACUUGACGAAUUAGUAGAAAACUCCUGUCUUACAGAGAACGAAGCGACUGAUAUACGCGAAUUAGAAAAACGAAAAGACCAAAAUAGAAAGCUGGCAGUAACGAUAAGCAAACGAAGUCGUACGAAAUUUAGUUCAUUUCUGGAAGUACUAAAAAGAACGGAAAACUAUCCUCACAUAGCAGAGAAGUUGGAAUCGUCUUACAAUACCCUAGCAGACGAGAAGAGAAAAAAGAAAGAAUGCAUAUAUUGUUAUAUAGUACGAAAUGUAAAUAUGCGUGAUAUCAUUGACAUUCUCUGUUCUCAGAAAAUUGUAGAUUUAAGCUUUCUUGACGAAGUCAUUUCCUGUAACGACCAUGACACCGAGAGAUGGAAAAAUUUAUGGAUGAGAUUAAUCUAUGGAAUAAAUAAAGUAAGAAAUGGAAACUCUCUUGAAAUUUUCCAAGACUCUCUUAAGCCAAAGUACGAACACAUUUCAAGAAAACUAAAAAAAGAUAAGAAAAUCAUGUGUACAUGUGAAAGAAGAGACAUAAGUGAUAAAAUGUCGUGGCCGAGCGGUAGUUACACGACAGAGGAAUGGAGCACUACAUCUACGACUUUUGGGUUAAAGUCUCAAGCAAGUGCUAAAUCUGUGAUCAGCACUAUUUCCGAAAGUCAUUCUGAUAUUAGCAAUGAAGAAGUUUAUUCAAACUUCCCGCGCACCAUUCAGUGGGUAGUAAGCCAUUCUCGAGAAAAUAGUGUUACCUUUUAUGAAGAAAGUCAGGAGGCGUCAACUCAAUUUUGCAAAGGCGCUGAAAGGAAAGAUUUGGGUGCCGAACUACCAAUUAAAAAAGAAAAGGUGUCAACGCUUUUGGAUGUAGGUAAUGAUCUUCUUCUUAACGUAGCGUUAGAAGAAAGUCGUAUGGUAGAGAGUUGUCGUAAAAAUAGCAGUUCUCCUCCAAUUUUCAAACCCGAUGAUACAACCCAACAUGAAACUAAACAUAGCUUCGAAAAAAGUCAAACAAAAACAACAAAAUCUUCCAAAAGGAAAAAGAAAAAACGAAAGAAAAAACACAACACGUCGAAUCAACCCGAAUAUUCGGUAGAAAACUCGGGUAUACAACUAGCUCAAGAGAACUUGUCGUCUGCAAACUCAACAGGGAAUCGGCGGACUAUUGGAGACCGUCUGAUUAGCAAUAUUCCAGUUGAUAGUGUAGAUAGUGCUCCGAUCGGUAAGUGUUGCGAAAAGUCUUGUUCCGACUGUACAAUACAACAAACAGCAUCACCAGGCCCUGUUGUACUAACAGAAUCUCGACACCUUGAUCCCCUGGUAAAGGUCGGGUUUUGUGGUAAAUUAAAAAAUUAUAAAAAAUAAAGUGAAGCAAAAACAAAGCCACAAUAUCAUAUGAAGGCCACGUCAUAAUAAUACCGGUAUGAUAAGAACGUUUUGUGGACGUUGGUUUUGUUUUGAAGGCCAAUGAUACUGUAGAUUCGUUAUUUUACGCGAUUUUUUAAUUCCGCGAUUCAACCGUUUUGCAUUAAAUCGCGAGAAUAUAAAAUCGCGAAGGCCAAAUUUUUAUCAUGGUUUAAUUUAGUUUACAUCUUUUCGAAAAAUGAACGCGAGAUGUGCUUCUUGCGAUUUUAUGUGGAGUUUGAUUCCUCGCGCUUUAUUAGGAAUCUAUACAGUACACUUGCAAAUUCUUUUGGAAGUAUUUAGUAUCAAUAUGCUUAUGAAUCUGUAAAAUUAUCGGAUUUGGUAAUGCAAGCGUAGACAAUAAUGCUUUACCACACCCACACACGGUAAACUGUACAAAAAAGAUACGUCAGUACAUAUAUACUUGGAGGCCUUGUGUACCCUUUUGGUUAGGUGUUAAAUGUCUUUAUUUACUGGUGCUUGGCGUUUUUUACGAUUUGUUCUUUUGUGUGACUAGAGUAAUACUGCAUUGCCGAAAAAUACAAACCAGCUCCCCUCCCAAAAAAGGAAACCUACAAAAAGAAAAAAAAAAAGAAAAUGAAAAAAAGAAAAAACAAAUAUUAAAAGAAUACAAGAACCCCCAC
This is a messenger RNA of Magallana angulata, 2460 nucleotides long. RefSeq lists its product as uncharacterized. Gene Ontology annotation, biological process: regulation of apoptotic process. The record is from RefSeq and is a predicted model, not a curated record. Lineage: Eukaryota; Metazoa; Mollusca; Bivalvia; Ostreida; Ostreidae. Bases 92 to 1777 code for a protein of 561 amino acids. The transcript has 4 exons.